CCGUCUCCAAGGUUAGCAACUGGAAGACUUCCUACGCCCAUCGCGACUGCUCGUAUAAAAACGGAUGGCGAAUCCAAUUUCAAUCGUCAGUUACCGACGAGUUCUCUCAGUAAAGUCUUCUCAACUCGAAAAAAACAUGAACCCAUUGAUCUUGGUCACCCUUUUGGUUGCGGCCGCUUCGGCAGCACCUACCAAUUUGGUCAAUCCCGCCGUGCCAUGCGCUCACGGAGUUGCCGCUGUGGCUUACGCCGCUGCCCCGGUUCCGGCUGCCCUGACAUACGUCGUCCCUGAGCCCGUACAGGUUGCUGUUCAACCCCAAAUCACCUACGACUUCCCAGCACCAGUGUCAGCUCCUGCUCCUGCCCCAGUUGCCGUAGCUGCACCUGCACCCGUUAAAGUUGAGUAUGACUUCCCUGCUCCCGUCUCGGCUCCCGCACCCGCGCCAGUUGCCGUUGCUGCCCCAGCUCCUCUCGUUUAUGCUGCACCUGCACCAGUUCCCGUAGCUGCCCCAGCUCCCGUCAAGAUCGAAUAUGACUUCCCUGCUCCCAUUUCUGCUCCUGCACCUGCCCCAGUUGCUGUUGCUGCUCCAGUUGUCUACGCUGCACCUGCUCCAACCAAGGUGGAAUAUGACUUCCCUGCUCCCAUUUCGGCGCCUGCCCCUGCACCAGUUGCUAUUGCAGUUCCUGCUCCCGUUGAGGUUGUUAAGAACACCAUCGAGUACGACUUCCCUGCUCCCAUCUCCGCACCAGCUCCCACUCCCUACGUAGCUGUUGCUCCAGUUGCUGUAGCUGCCCCUGCUCCUGUUAAAAUCGAAUACGAUUUCCCUGCUCCCAUCUCAGCUCCGGCUCCGGCCCCAGUUGCCGUUGCUGCUCCAGCUGUCUACGCUGCACCUGCCCCAGUCAAGGUUGAGUAUGACUUCCCAGCUCCCAUUUCUGCUCCAGUCCCAGCUCCCGUCGCUGUUGCUGCCCCAGCCCCAGUCACUUACGCCGUUCCAGCACCAGUCCAGGUUGCAGCUCCAGCUCCAGUUCAGGUCGCUGUUGCACCAGUUCAUGUUGUCCCUCACGCCUUCGAGACCCGAGUUCACUACGCCGAGACCCCCGUCGUCGUCGGACAACACACUCAGAUCAUGAAGCCCAACUUGGGUGCUGGUGCCCACGUUACCAACUAUGACUUUAUGGGACUCGCUCAGACCAAAGGAGCCGCCCAGGAAUCCUACGUCCAGAAAUCGAAAGUCUUGGCCCCGGCUCGCAGCGUCUCCGAGAUUACUCCACAGGUGACCGUCCAGCACCCGACCAAAGUCAACGUGGAAAAAGUGGCCGUCGAUGUGCCCGUAGCCGCUCCCUACGCUCAGCCCGUCCCUGUUCCAGUGGCUCCUCAAUACGAAAUCCACCAAUACCAUCACGCCGUUGCCACUCCCGCUGUCCAUAUGGUCAACGGUGUUCCAUGCGCGGAACACAAGAAAACCUAUUAAAUGAAAUCGACUAGGUUGCCAUCUCGCAUCUCCACGGAAGCUCAUAAAAUUUAUGAAUGAUUUGAUACGAUCAAAUUUUGCUAUGUUAAUACCGAAAUACACGUUGUGAUAGUUA
Molecule: messenger RNA, 1586 nt
Organism: Daphnia carinata
Lineage: Eukaryota; Metazoa; Arthropoda; Branchiopoda; Diplostraca; Daphniidae
Product: skin secretory protein xP2-like
Exons: 2
Coding region: 65-1471 (468 amino acids)
Source: RefSeq, a predicted model, not a curated record